AUGAGACAAAAGAGAGCCAAAUCAUACAAGAAGCAAAUCAAUGUGUAUGUCCAUACCUUUAAAUUUAGGGAACCCUUUCAGACGCUUGUAGAUUCCGAACUUAUAUUGACAUGUCAAAAGGCAUCGUUUGAUAUUCUCAAAGGUUUGAAUAGAACAAUUCAAUCCGAAUGUAAGCCUAUGAUAACACAAUGUUGCAUGCAAGCAUUGUACGAGACUGGGAACCAAGAUGCCAUUUCUAUAGCGAAAAGAUUCGAAAGAAGAAGGUGCAACCACCAGCCUACCAAGCCUGAGAUGCCCUCAAAUUGUAUAGAGUCGAUUGUAAAUGUAGAAGGUGAGAACAAGCAUAGAUACAUAAUUGCCUCGCAGGACCAAGAGUUAAGGAAGAAGCUUAGAAGAGUCCCUGGUGUUCCAAUAAUUUUCAUGAAUAGAUCAGUAAUGGUUAUGGAACCGCUUUCGAGGGCUAGUGCUGAAUUUUCAGAAAGAUUCGAAGCCAGCAAGUUGACCCAGGGUUUGAACAACUCCAAGGCAUACAAAGUAGAUACGGUAAAGGAAGAAAGAGUGAAGGAUGGAGGGGACGCAAGCACUGGUCCUAAACCUGAAAUAUCCAAGAAAAGAAAGGGUCCAAAGGCACCCAAUCCUCUCAGUAUGAAGAAGAAAAGCACAAAUGAAGGCGAGAAGAGGGAGAUCACAGCUGGUACCGGUACUACCAAGAGAAGAAGAAAGCAUUAG
Messenger RNA from Dujonia railenensis, 729 nucleotides. The record is from the annotation of a GenBank genome assembly. NCBI's taxonomy places the organism in Eukaryota, Fungi, Ascomycota, Pichiomycetes, Serinales, Debaryomycetaceae.